GGAAACCUCAGCUUUACGUCAUGGAGGGCAUGGAGGACAAUGAAGAGCACGAUAUGGUGGUUAAUGAAACUUUUAGUAGCGAGGAAGAAGGUUACAAGUACUACAAUGCAUAUGCUAAGUCCAAGGGGUUUGGUGUUAGAAAAGAAGAGCUGACUAAGAAGCCAGGCACGAACAUAGCUUUCCGGCGUCUUUAUGUGUGCUCCAAAGAAGGAUAUCGGGCAAGGAAGCACUUUGAAAAAACUAAACGAAAACGAACACCUCGGCCACUUUCGCGUUGUGGAUGCGGUGCUCGGAUGGAGAUCGAGAUGUCUAUGGAAAGUGGAGAAUGGUUUGUAAAAGAUUUCGUGGUUGAACAUAACCAUCCACUCGCCAUUGGUGAUCAGACAACUUUCAUAAGGUCUCAUCGUGGGUUGAAUGACGCUCAAAAGGCUGAUGCCAUUGAGUAUGGGAUUGGUGGCCUUCGAACACACGAGAUUAUGGAAGUAAUGGAGAAGCAGCAUGGUGGCCCCGAGAAGGUAGGUUUUGUACCUCGGGAUCUCUAUAAUUUUUUUGCCAAGUACAAGAAGGAAAGGAUUGAAGGUCGUGAUGCUGAAUUUAUGCUCAAUUAUAUGGCUGCAAGACAAGAGAAAGAUCCAGAAUUCUUUUACAAGCACAGCACUGAUAGUGAAGGGCACCCGGAAAACAUAUUUUGGGCGGACGCACAGUGUCGGAUGGAUUACGAUGCCUUUGGUGGUGUCGUGGUCUUUGAUAGCACAUACCGUGUGAACAAAUACAAUCUUCCGUUUGUCCCCUUCAUUGGUGUGAACCACCAUCGUAGCACGACUGUGUUUGGAUUUGGUAUUGUGUCAGAUGAGAAAACGAAAUCUUAUGUGUGGUUGCUUGAAGCAUUUUUGGAGUCGGCGCAGCAGUAA
Molecule: messenger RNA, 911 nt
Organism: Lolium rigidum
Lineage: Eukaryota; Viridiplantae; Streptophyta; Magnoliopsida; Poales; Poaceae
Product: protein FAR1-RELATED SEQUENCE 5-like
Exons: 2
Coding region: 21-911 (296 amino acids)
Biological process (GO): regulation of DNA-templated transcription
Molecular function (GO): sequence-specific DNA binding; DNA-binding transcription factor activity
Source: RefSeq, a predicted model, not a curated record